AUGGAGCUAACAACGGAAGAAUAUGUUAAUAUGUGGAAAAAUUUUUAUGGAAUUUCAACAACAUUAACACCUUAUAAUAAUAAUGUUAUUCAUAGAGGAUUUCCUAAAGGAUGUUUUAGUAAAGAUGGAAAAGUAUAUGAUUCAAUGUCAUCAAUUCUGGAGAAUGAAGUAUUUGAUGAUUUUUUGGAAAAUAAAUCAACUUGUAAAUAUUUAAUUUCUAUAAUCCCUUUCUUUUAUACAACUGAAAGAAACAAGUUGUUUAAAUUUCUUGGUGAAAAUGAAAGAAUAAAAAAUUAUUCACAGGAUACCAUUGGAAAUCAUUUUAUACAGGCUUUAAUCAAAACAUGUAAUGAUGACGAGUUGAUAAUUAUUAGGGAUGCAUUGAAAGAAGAUAUUGUUGGGUUGUCAAAAAAUCGUGAUGCAUGUCGUGUUGUACAAAAAUUAUUUAUUCAGGCACCUUCUCAUAUUACAAUUCCAUUAAUUCAAAGAUAUAAAAAUAAUUGUUUUGAAUUAUCAAUGAGUCAGAAUGGAAAUCAUGUUAUGUCUGUUGUUAUAAAAAUGUUUGACUUUGAGGAUAUUGAAUUUAUUUUUAAGGAAUUUAAUUCAAAUAAAAAAAAGUUAAUUGAAGCAUCAAAAGAUCAAUUUGGAUGUAGGGUAAUUCAAUUGUCAUUAAAAGUACUAGUCUCUUAUGUUGACAUUCAAAAACAUCAAGUAGAAGGUAGGAAACAAAAAGUUUUUUCUACAAUCUCAAACACUUGUAAAAUACUUUUGGAACAUUCUAAGGAGCUUAUAAGACAUGAAUUUGCAAAUUAUGUAAUUCAACAAUUAAUAAUUUCUCAUCAAUUGUCAUCAUUUCUAAAGGUUAUUAUUAAAGAUGCCUUAACGGGAAAUUUAUUUGAUUUAUCAAGAGAAAAAUUUGCUUCUCAUGUUAUAGAAACAGCUUUAGAACAUUCAAGGGGUGAAUGCCUACGAAUGCUUUUUGAUGAUUUAUUUAAAGAACUUUGUAUUGAUGAAAGUGAGAAAUCUUCAAAAUUAAAUACUCUUCUGACUCAUCAAUUUGGAAAUUAUGUCAUACAACGAGCAUUAAUAGUAUCAUUAGAUGUUAAACUUGAAAAACAAUAUGGUGAUUCAUCAUGGUACAAACGUUUAUCGUCAAAAAUAACAUUUCAAAGUAAUGAUGUUAAACAAUGUGCUACAUUAAAAAGGAUUUUAGAAAUAAUUGAUAAACAACAAAAAAUUGAAUCACAUAAUAAAAUGGUUACCGAAAAUCCCCUUUUACAAAAAUUAUUUGACAUUAACUGCAAUACAACAACGGGAAAAAUUAAUACUAAUAAUAUUUAUGUAUGA
Molecule: messenger RNA, 1347 nt
Organism: Strongyloides ratti
Lineage: Eukaryota; Metazoa; Nematoda; Chromadorea; Rhabditida; Strongyloididae
Product: Maternal protein pumilio
Exons: 2
Coding region: 1-1347 (448 amino acids)
Biological process (GO): post-transcriptional regulation of gene expression
Cellular component (GO): nucleus; cytoplasm
Molecular function (GO): mRNA 3'-UTR binding
Source: RefSeq, a predicted model, not a curated record